AUGCUCAGAUUUAGUCUUAUGUCGCACAUAUCGUCUAUGCAGCGUAUUGGAUAUAAUGUUCACGCUCGUCGGAGCAGCGAGGAGGAGUAUGCCGAUUCCGGCAACCAUGGGCAUCACCACGAUCACCACUCGCACCACCAUCAUGUGCACCACCAGGCAAAGGUCGGUGAUCCUGAUCACAAGGCAGCACAUGACAAGCAACUGGCUAUACCCGAAAGUGGGCACAAAGCGGAUAAAGAUAUUUUCGAGGACGACGAGGACGAUGAAGAGGACGACGACGAUGACUUGGCCGAUGGGGUGGCAACCCAAGGUGACGAUAGCUUUAAUUUCGAAGCCGAUCUCCUGAACAACACCAAGUUUGCCGAGUCGGACUUUGUGUUCUUCAACAGAGUUCCAAAGGUGGGAAGUCAAUCCCUGAUGGAGCUGAUGGCCCGUUUGGGCAAAAUCAAUGGAUUUAACCACGCUCGCAAUAAGGGCGGUGCCCACGAAACGGUCCUCAUGAACAAACAGCGCCAGGGUGAACUGGUUGCCGAACUCCUGACCCGGCCAAAGCCGCAUGUUUAUAGCCAGCACAUAGCCUACAUUAACUUCACUCGCUUCCACCUGCCGAAGCCGAUAUAUAUUAAUUUGGUCCGUGAUCCCAUCGACCGCAUCAUCAGCUGGCACUACUAUAUCCGCGCUCCCUGGUAUUAUCGGGACAUGCAGGCCAAGCUGGGUGACAAGGCACCGGCCAUGCCCUCGGAUGAGUUCCUUAACCUCGACCUGGACACCUGUGUGAAGAACCACGAUCCGCACUGCACCUUUACCCAGGAUCAGAUCAAGAACCCAGUGGGCGAUCAUCGCCGGCAAACGCUCUUCUUCUGCGGCAUGAAUCAGAAGCUGUGCAUGCCCUUUAACUCGGAGGCUGCCAUGCAAAAGGCCAAGCGAACGGUGGAGUCGGAAUACGCAGUGGUGGGGACCUGGGAGGAUACCAAUAUUACGCUAACCGUUCUGGAGGCCUACAUACCGCGUUUCUUCCGCAACGCCAAGGUUGCCUACUACCUGGGCAAGGAACGUUUGUCAAAAGUGAAUCGCAAUAAUGUCACUCGAAUUGUUAGCGAGGAAACUCGCGUUAUUCUGAGGAAGAAUCUCACCAACGAGAUUGAGUUUUACGAGUUCUGCAAGCAACGUUUGUAUCUGCAAUACGCCGCCUUGAGUCAUGGCAAGAGAUUCGGGGAAGAUGACUAUCUUUUGGUGCCAGAACAGAAAAACGAUUACAACGAGGAGUAUUAG
Drosophila serrata is the source of this 1272-nucleotide messenger RNA. RefSeq names its product uronyl 2-sulfotransferase homolog pip-like. Gene Ontology annotation, cellular component: membrane. Lineage: Eukaryota; Metazoa; Arthropoda; Insecta; Diptera; Drosophilidae. Gene Ontology annotation, molecular function: sulfotransferase activity. The record is from RefSeq and is a predicted model, not a curated record.